Sphenostylis stenocarpa is the source of this 1326-nucleotide messenger RNA. Lineage: Eukaryota; Viridiplantae; Streptophyta; Magnoliopsida; Fabales; Fabaceae. The record is from the annotation of a GenBank genome assembly.
AUGCCUUCGUGGUAUGAGAAUAUGUUUUAUUGGUGCAUGAAUGCGAGAUCCCCUCCCGAGACGAGUGAUGAUGAGGAGGAGGAAUUAGGAGUUGGAAAUGCUCUUGCUUGGAGUAAAGACCUUGAGAAGCAUUAUUGUGGUGAACUGUCCUAUGCUGUGUGUCAGGCCAACCAAUUUAUUGAGGAUUAUAGUCAUGUUGAGAUUGGCAAAAAUGUCAUUCUUGUUGGGAUUUAUGAUGGCCAUGGUGGUCCUCAAACUGCCAACUUUAUCAGAGAUCACUUAAUUGACAAUCUAUUAGCAAUUUAUGGAAGUUUUAUGUGGAACUUGGUUACAGUUAGUAUUGAGGAUAAAAGAACUAUCGAUGAAGCAACUAUGAGGGAAACUAUUUCUGCUGUAGAGGAUGAGUUUCUGAGUUAUGUUAGAGUGAAUUAUAAUGUAUCGCCGCAGAUUCUAAAAGUUGGUUCCUGUUGUCUGGUUGGUGUUAUCUGGAAUGGGGUUCUACAAAUCGCCAAUCUUGGAGACUCCCGUGCCAUAGUUGGUUCUGUUAGUAGAUGUAACAAGCUCUCUGUUGAACAGUUGACUGUAGAUCACAAUGUUAAUAGGGACGAGAUUAGACAAGAAGUUAGGGAUUUGCAUCCAAACGAUCCUGAUAUUGUAUCUGUAAGUCGUGGAGCAUGGCGUAUUGAAGGCGUCAUCCAGGUAUCCAGAAGCAUAGGAGAUGUAUAUUUGAAGAAUCCAGUGGUCCCUGAAGAUCCAUUAUUCCCUAAGCCCCGCUUUGGUAAAGCUGUGGUGAGUGCAGAGCCAGCUCUACUGUCAAGAGUUUUGCAUCGCCAUGACAAAUUUCUUAUAUUUGCAUCGGAUGGACUUUGGCAGUACUUGUCAAAUGAGCAAGCAGCUGAAAUUGUUCAUUUAAGUCCACGAGAUGGGGUUGCAAAAAAACUUGUUAGGGCUGCUUUAAAGGCGGCAGCUAAAGCAAUGAAAGUUACAUAUCAAGCUCUUCUGAACGCUGAUUUAGCGGGCAGACGGGUUUAUCAUGACGACAUUACUGUGAUUGUUGUCUUCUUAGACCAUCGGUUUGUUCACAGGAGAGAUACUGAUAUGACAGAGUUGUCCAUAAAAGGUAUACUUUCUGUUUCUGAAUCUCAUUUGCUGGUCAUAACUAAUGCUGAUAUUGGAUUAGAAGGCCAUGUUAAAGUCAAAGUUAUAAAUCUAAGAAUGGUUGGGAUAAGGGCCAAGAUAGGAAGAAGUAACGAGGCUCCGUUUGAGAGGGAGAUAAUGGCCAUGGAGAGACAGACUCAACAAUUCAAUGGGCAGGCCAAGACAUAG